AUGCCUCAAUCCUUUGCUUUUGUCGAAGUGAUAAAACAACCUGAAGACAUUAACUACUGGCAAAUAGAUGCAUUCAUUAACUCUCAGUCUUUUCGAUGUAUGAGGACGAGAUUCCCUCUGUGUUAUUACAAUCAGCUGAUGUUGAUACUAACACAAGUUGAUAAGUAUCUUCUCGAUGUUAUUUACGCAGAUUCAGAUGUCUUAAUAGCAACUUGGGAUGCUAAUCGCUUUCUUCCCGUGGAAAAGAGUGCGAUUUCUGAAAGCUUGAUUUCAUUGGAUGCGAUUUCUGAAGCGAAUAAUAAUUUGGGGGAAAGGAAUGACAUAUUUAGAUUACAUGAAUCUUCGGAGGAACGGCAAGAGAUUUCGCAAGCAAAUGAAACCACUUUGAAACGAAUGGAUUCAUUGUUUACAGUGAUUUUGCUUGGAGGAAUUAAUUGCAAGGUAUCGAUCGUUUUGAACGGAGAAAUAAGGCUUUUCGCAGCGGCAUUAAGGAACUGGAUGACAUUACAGUUUACUUUGUUGCCCAACAAGAUGUGUGAACGUUUAGCAGAGAUGGAAGAAUUAAUCCUACAAUACGACAAGUUGACUGGGUUGCUGAGCGGCGAUGAGGAAGGAAAUAUGCGGGAAAAUGUGAUAGAAACAGUUCAAAUGGUGACUGGGACGGCGGCAGAGAACACGGCGACAAUUGGGAUCGAGACGACAGCGACGUCAUUAGGACACGCGGCCGCCGGCGUCGUGCUAGCCGUGUUUGUUGACAUUGCUGUGACGGCAAGCAUGUUAGCACGUGCUAAAGUGCGCAAGGACCGGGGAAAGAUUACUGAACAGCAAUACAAGAGGGAGAUACGCGGUCGCCUCUUUCAAACGGGUUGUCAGUUCGUUGCGGGCACGACAGGCACUCUUGUUGGGCAGAUUGUAGUGCCAGUCCCUGUUGUUGGCGCGGCCAUUGGGGGGUUUGUAGGGAGUUUGGUGGGAUUAGGAGUGAGCAUGGGUGUCUCGAAGAUACACAGGGUGGUAGAGAGGGCUAGAAAACGUAAAGAAAUGAUGAUGAUUGAAAAUUGAGC
Molecule: messenger RNA, 1061 nt
Organism: Paramuricea clavata
Lineage: Eukaryota; Metazoa; Cnidaria; Anthozoa; Malacalcyonacea; Plexauridae
Source: the annotation of a GenBank genome assembly